CGGGUGUCGAGUUCGUCCAUCAAAAGCGACGGCUGGCCAGUCGCUCCUGCACGGAACACAGCGCCCCCUGUACGUUUGCAGCGCCUUCCCCCUGUCACACGUUGGUUUUUUGGAAACGAAGCAAGAAACGGAGCGACAAUGAAGCCAAAACAACGCUCUGGAGAGGGCAGCAUCCUUCGGCGUCAUUCCGCUAUGACCCCAUCAACGGUCCUCCCUGCUUUUCUUGUGUUUGUUCUGCUCCCCGCCGAACCAGCCUUGUCCGCAACGGAAGCAAACUUUUGCGCCGACUUCGACACCACUUGCGGCGUGGGAACGUGAGGGGGCCGCUGGAUGUGUACAUAUGCUGCAGCGAUCUUUUCUCUCAUGUGCGUGUCGGCCCUCAGGUGGUCUGAUGACAUUGCUGGCGGCAACGAUUGCCCCACAACUCUGAGUGACUUCUGGGCUGGACAAAGCAGUACGAGACACGCACUGACUUGUUCUUCAGCAAUUAGUGCUUUAUCCUCUCUCUCAGAUGAGCACCGCGGCAAGUAUAAGAACUGCCUUGUUCAUUGGCUGACGGAAGCUGAGACAGAGACCAACUCCGACAUCAAAGCAGCAUAUUGUUUGUAUGCAAAUGGAGCGCCACCGUGCAAGUAGGCGAACUUUCGAGUGCAGCUUCCAAUCGAAACCAUGUCUGCGCUGCUGUGCUGCAGUGAGAGGUAUUGCGUCGAGUGGUCUGAGAUAUGCGGCACUGGAUCAGGUAUGACAGGAAGGACACGUGAAGAUGGACCAUCUUGUGUGACUCUUGUCAGGUCCUUCCUGCAACGCAUGGUUCUCUGCUGACCAUUAUGACGACCUGAGAGCCACACAACCAGCAGACAGGCCUCACCCAGGUACACACGAGGCGGAUUCAGAUGACACAGGAGUGUCUGUCUGAUAUGUAUCUGCCCUCACAGGAGAACCAACAUAUUGGUGCAACUACCGGCCCAUCGGUACGCUGAAAACAUGCGAACAGGCGGUGUCUUUAAUGCCGGCGUGAUUGAUGCAGGCGGCAACGAUCCCCCAGUUCUCCGCCGACUGUUGCGCCCACUGUCUUCUUCUACAGAAUUGGAUGCAAUUGACAAGGAAUUGCAUACUAUCGAUCCAUCCUUGCCUCCACUGCACACGCGGGGCGACCUCUUGAUCAAUGUGACGGCUGUGGCUGUGUGGGCAGAUGGACUUGUAGAGCCUCUGAAAAUGAGAGAGCAACGCAAAGAUGACGACUUGAGUGGAGGGACGAACGAAUAGAUGAUUAUAUCUGUUUGCAUGGGCGAGACUGCGCGUUGUGAGCGCCUUUAUGUUGCUUUAUGUUGCUUUGAAAUCGUCAC
This is a messenger RNA of Vitrella brassicaformis, 1346 nucleotides long. Lineage: Eukaryota; Vitrellaceae. The record is from the annotation of a GenBank genome assembly.